Trichoderma virens Gv29-8 is the source of this 597-nucleotide messenger RNA. RefSeq lists its product as uncharacterized. Bases 350 to 553 code for a protein of 67 amino acids. The transcript is spliced from 2 exons. The record is from RefSeq and is a predicted model, not a curated record. NCBI's taxonomy places the organism in Eukaryota, Fungi, Ascomycota, Sordariomycetes, Hypocreales, Hypocreaceae.
AUUCAAAAAGCCAAGCAAAGUCCAUGUAUCUAUCAGAUGGCCUGUCGGCGCCAAUAGACCAUUUCCGACCGAGGAUCCAGAGGUACAUAUUUUGGCAGAAAGAAAAUCUGACUGGUGAGGAUCUAAUGCUCUCCGCACAUUGUCAAAAUUGCCGAUAGAUACAACAUUUCGCCGGCCCAGGUAACUGCAUAUCAUCCAUCGCAUACAUUAUAUUUCAUAAAAAAAUUCCACUAACGUAAGUUCGAUAAAUAUCUAGGUCUGCUUAUCUUGGGCCGUGCAAAAAGUAAUCCCUGUAAUACCCAAAUCCGUGCAAGUUCAUCACAUGAAGGAAAACUUGCGGCUGAACAAAAUGUCGGUUGAUGACUUCCAUGACGUGGAUCGGUUAUCCUCCGUCCGAGGUCAGGCCCGAUUCCUUAACCCAAUCCGACACUUGGGUUUCGACAUCUUCGAUGAGGAAUAUGACCAAACGGUGGCUGACAGCGCACCCUGGGAUAAGUACAAUGAUGCGGAUUCAAGAAGCAAACAGAGUCAAUCAAGCAUGUACCUAGAUUAGGGGGAUUUUGUAUUUAUUAGGUACAUCUGCACUGUCUACAAGAG